Molecule: messenger RNA, 720 nt
Organism: Penicillium cataractarum
Lineage: Eukaryota; Fungi; Ascomycota; Eurotiomycetes; Eurotiales; Aspergillaceae
Product: centromere protein H
Exons: 3
Coding region: 1-720 (239 amino acids)
Biological process (GO): kinetochore assembly
Cellular component (GO): kinetochore
Source: RefSeq, a predicted model, not a curated record
AUGGCGACCAAACUGGCCUUCACAAGGCCUCACCUGCUCUCUAACGAGCUUGCCCUGCUGGACUAUUCGGCAGAUGAUGUCCGCGAUAUCGUGACCUUGUCCGAUAAGGAGGCGCUGGUGCUGCAGCUGGCUAGUCAAGUCCAGGAACAACAGUUGGAGAAAGCAUUGCUGGAGCAAGAAGCUGAAUCAUUGUCGGGCGAUAAUGUCGAAGAAGAGCUCGCGAUCGCGGAACGCGAGUUCCUCGAGGCGCGCGCUUCCUACACCGUGAGGAGGAAAGCCGCACGAACAAUUCUCAUGACAGAUCCCAUUCUCAAGGCAGUUCACUUAAAAGCCACUACACCUCCUGAACGAGCUCUACUCCGUCUCGUCAACCGACGCGACGUGCUCGCCCUCGCGCAGGAGAAUUUAGCAUCGGCCCAUGAACUAGUGCUAAAACAGCUAUCUGACGCCGAGGUCGAGAAUCUCAAAAUCAAUCAGGAGAACCAGGAGCUAGUGCGCGAGCUCCUCGAGCUCACCAAGCAGGAUUCCUCCUGGCGCGAGCGGCUCCAGGACGCAGAUCUCUCGUCGCAGCUGGAUCAGCUCGAGGCCGAGCUGAAGACGAGCAAGGCGAAAUGGGAAACCAUGAAGAACAUUGCCAGCGCGAUAGUGGUCGGCAGUGGACUUGACUGGGCUGAUGAUGAUACUCUCCGUGCGUUAGUGCUGGAUGAAAGUGAUGACUGA